Messenger RNA from Cryptomeria japonica (Japanese cedar), 1334 nucleotides. RefSeq lists its product as uncharacterized. Bases 234 to 1094 code for a protein of 286 amino acids. Gene Ontology annotation, cellular component: cytoplasm. Lineage: Eukaryota; Viridiplantae; Streptophyta; Pinopsida; Cupressales; Cupressaceae. The transcript is spliced from 8 exons. Gene Ontology annotation, molecular function: 5'-deoxynucleotidase activity. The record is from RefSeq and is a predicted model, not a curated record.
GAAGCAGAUCCCAAUCAUCGAAAUGUGAUCAAAUUCGCACAAUUUCCUAAAAGGCAAAAUAAUUGAUUCAGAAAACAUGGAAAUGAAUGACCAUCCAUUCUGAUAAAGCAAAUAAAACAAAAAAGCCCAAACUGAAAUUAUUACAUACGACGAUCAACACUCUGGUACAUUAUAACUUUACGUUUCUUUGAAAAAUACAUUCAGCAGUAUACAGAGGAAGUCCAGAAGAAGAAAUGGGAACAACAGCCACUUUUAACUCCACGUUUCUGAGGGGCUCUCUCAAUAUUUACUCGCCAUCUUCUCCAUCCCAGAAUUGUACAGUAAAGUUCAAUUGCCGCGAAGAAUGCUGGAGAACUACAAUUACGAUGCAGCAGCCCCAGUCCCUGAGAAGUUUAUGUGGCGCUCAGGGGAAAGCAGGCGGUCCCGUGGCUUUUCCUGGAACCGAGGAGUAUGCGCCUGAAAAUGGGGCUCACCAGAACAUCGAGUCGUCUUCUUCUUCGACCUCCUCGCCUUCUCCGUCGUCGGCCAUUGAUUUUCUCACGCUCUGUCAGUUGCUCAAGACUACAAAAAGAAAGGGAUGGGUCAACCAUGGAAUAGAAAAUGCAGAAUCCAUUGCUGAUCACAUGUAUCGGAUGGCUGCCAUGGCUCUCAUUGUGGUAGAUCUUCCAGGGAUAAACAGAGACAGGUGUGUCAAGAUGGCAAUUGUUCAUGACAUUGCUGAAGCUAUUGUUGGUGACAUUACUCCUUCAGAUGGCAUACCUAAAGAAGAAAAAAGCAGGAGAGAAAGGAAAGCUUUGGAUGAGAUGUGCGAGAUUCUUGGUGGAGGAUCGAGAGCUGAAGAAAUUAGGGACUUGUGGAAUGAAUAUGAAAACAACUCGUCUCUAGAAGCAAAUCUGGUAAAAGACUUCGAUAAGUCUUCAAUUUUACAGGUUGAGUUGAUCCUACAAGCAUCAGAAUAUGAAAUCGAUCAUAGAAGAACCUUGGAUGAAUUUUUUGAGUCUAUUAAAGGAAAAAUUCAAACUGAUAUUGGCAAGGCUUGGGUUGCUGAGAUACUUGCGAGGAGGAAUGAAAGACUAAAUUUUGCGGGGAAAUAAUUACAUUGCUUACUGGAAAUUGAAUGUUUUCCUGUCUAUUUUAUUUCAAAUGAUUGCCUAUUUUCAGAGCCUUAAAUUGCUAUGGAACUUUGAAGAGCUUACUGUAAAUAGGCAUUCGUGGUAUUUAUCAUUCAAUGUUAACAUAUCUGGAUAAAGGUUGCAAAUAGUGUAAAGAUGAGAACUCUUAUAGUAAAAAAUCAAAUAUAAAAGUGUUUCCAUAUAUCUAAUCAUUUUCUGACA